This is a messenger RNA of Marasmius oreades (fairy-ring Marasmius), 1280 nucleotides long. RefSeq lists its product as uncharacterized. Bases 30 to 1247 code for a protein of 405 amino acids. The record is from RefSeq and is a predicted model, not a curated record. Lineage: Eukaryota; Fungi; Basidiomycota; Agaricomycetes; Agaricales; Marasmiaceae. The transcript has 4 exons.
GUGAAACUCCACAUGGUUCUAACAUCAUCAUGAGUAUCUUGGAAGAACAACUCGAAGCUGAUCCAUUGUUUUCUUUCUCAAUCGAUCCUCUUUCUCCGUCACCCAGCCCCCCAUGCUACAUUCUUGACGACCGACGACCUGUUCCUCCUGGAUUCGUCCUUUUUACCGUAUGGCGUGAUGGUGGUAACCAGCUAGUCCUCCGGCUUCCACUUGCUUUCAUUCAUUCAGUUGUCUUUUGUCCACUCAAAUAUCUUGCCUAUGUUGCCUGGUGUAUUUGUGGUCAGAAAGGAGAGAUACGAGAUGCAGAAGGCAACGCGGUUGACAUGUCCACCACGACGAUUAGUGAGGGUUGUCAUUUCCAGUUUGUAUCGUCAGAUACAAUAACUUUUGAACACACCGCCAACCCAGCAUUGACGCAAAUAAGGAGCCUAAGUUCUUUAACAUCGAUCAGCGCAAAUUAUAAGAGAUCGUCCAAGUUCUCCAAGGAUGUCUCAGCUCGCGACGGUCAAUCCGUUUUCACAAUUCAUACAGACGGUGAGGCCACCCACCUACUUCCUCAUCGACUCGGCGAUGACUUUGCUGAUAUCAUCAAAACCCAUCGCUUGCCUGACUUUGAUUCAAUUGACGACAUCAGAAACGGUAUCUUCCUCGAGACCGGCCUCCACAUAACUCGAUUUGAGAAGCACCGGUGUGCCAUACUAUAUGCGCCCAACGAGUUUUUGACUUUGGAAGACUUGAAAGAUGCUGAUCCUGAGCACAUAUCGGAACAAUACAGACGAAAAUAUCCAAACGAACAGGAAACCCUAAAAACGGAAGCCUAUGUUUUUCAUUGGUUGGUCGGCUGGCCACCGCCUCCACCAUUUGGCGGUGAAGAAGUCGAUAGAAUUUCUCUUGUCGCCCACUGUGCCCGAGCAAGAUUUGCCGACCUUAGCAAAGAUUUGCCUCACCCUACCCUCUGCCACAUCAGAUAUGGCCUAUCCCUGUUACACAAUAUGAUUGAUGAAGACCUCUCGGAGACGUGGCUGAAGUUACAGCGUGAUAGAGAAAAGACCACAAAACCUUCCCGCGGAGCAGUCAAGCAUGGGUACCGAUGGCAAGACUCAGAAAUCAUCGGUGAAGCCAUACUUGCCGCUAUGCGGUUCUUUGGUGAUCUCCGUGCGACGAGGGACGCCCAACGCAGACACGCCGAGACGAAUGCCAGAGUUCAGAAUUGGCUGAAGGCAUCUUCACCUCCACUUGACCCUUGACCUCGAUUGGAUUAUGUUCAUGUGCUCAAAGCG